This is a messenger RNA of Aphanomyces astaci, 1375 nucleotides long. RefSeq lists its product as hypothetical. The coding region runs from base 74 to 892 and encodes 272 amino acids. Gene Ontology annotation, molecular function: thioredoxin peroxidase activity. The transcript is spliced from 4 exons. Gene Ontology annotation, cellular component: cytosol. The record is from RefSeq and is a predicted model, not a curated record. Gene Ontology annotation, biological process: response to oxidative stress; cell redox homeostasis; cellular response to stress. NCBI's taxonomy places the organism in Eukaryota, Oomycota, Saprolegniomycetes, Saprolegniales, Verrucalvaceae.
UGACGAGUAAUAUUUAAUUUCGGAGGUUAUUUCUGAGAUUUAACAUGAUGACGUGUGGCAUUUUCCGAAGCGCAUGUUGGGCCUUCGCACAUUGGUGGCCCUUGCGCUGUUCGUCGCUUGCAUUGCGACUGCCCACGGUGAUCGCAAGCACGCCUCUCGUCAUGAAGAAUACGAAGUGGACGCGCUGGGAAGUCUGCCUGGGGUGUCCGCUGAAACGGUGCGUGAAUUCAAGAAGUUCCAGCAGCACAACUACCCAGUCCACCGCUCCCAGGUAUUGCCGCGGAAGCCCGCGCCGUCCUUCACCAACGUGAAUGCCGUCGUGGGUGAAAAGUUCACCAAGAUCUCGCUCGACGACUACAAGGGCAAAUGGCUAGUCAUGUUCUUUUACCCGUUCGACUUUACCUUUGUGUGCCCCACCGAGAUCGUGAGCUUUAGCGACUCUGUGGGCCUCUUCCAAGCCAUCAACACCGAGGUGAUCGCCGUGUCCACGGACUCGCACCAUACGCACUUGGCUUGGAUCAAGACGCCCCGCGACAAGGGCGGUCUGGGCGAGAUGAACAUCCCGAUCGUCGCGGACGUGAGCAAGCGCAUCUCGGCCAACUACGGCGUGCUCGUGACGGACGAAGACGACGACAUGUUUGGCGCGGCCCUGCGCGGCCUCUUCAUCAUCGACCCCCAAGGCAUCGUCCGCUCCAUCCAGAUCAACGACGACCAGGUCGGACGCAGCGUGCCCGAAACGUUGCGCAUCCUCAAGGCGUUCCAGUACGCGACGGCGCACCCCGGCGAGGUGUGCCCUGCCAACUGGAAGCCCGGCCACAAGACCAUCAAGGCGGACCAAGACGCCAAGUAUGACUUCUUUGACGCCACGUACGGCCAGCAUGAACGCAAUUGAGGUCGUUUGGAGGACCUUCCAUGCAAAGAAUGAAGUCAUGUGGGGUGACGAUAUCAUAUACGAAGUACAUUUUGCACUACAGUACUUCGAGUAUACAGUACACAGCCUUUGCCCAGGUCAACAUUCGGCCAUUCGGCCAUGAUUGAAACGAGGUCGCGCACCAGUUGUGUAAAGCAGAGGCCUGGACGAGAGCAUAAAUUACGAAGUCGAUGUACACAGAACACACAGGUCCUCUGCACGGGAGAUGAUCACAUGGCCCAUGCGUACGAGCUUUUUUCCUGGUGCACAGUAUGCAUCUAUUCGGGUCUAGGUGGGGGUUGUUACUGGGGUCUUCUCCAGUGAAUCGUUGGAUGAGUGCAUGUGUUGGCAGGCAGGGGUGCGUGCUGCUUGGACCAAAGCAUGGUUGCCUCGUGUCUGUCGUCCUCGAUACGAUGGCCAUACAUGCGCAUGUUAUCCAAGUGGAAAAUAUGUAGGCAUAUUACG